CUAUUAUAUUAUCACUUUGCUUGUUUCUUUGCAGGCUGUACAUAUAAUUUCAUAAUUUCUAUUAGUUUACUGGACUUGGUAUUAAAAAAUGAGUGCAUACGAGGACUAUGAAACUGUUUCCCGGUGUUACGAUAAAUUCAGGCAUCCAAUUGGAGCAGAAACUGAGCUAAGUGCACUAUGUGCACUAGGAAAGCCAUUACAAGAGCUCCACAUUGCUGACAUUGGUUGUGGCACAGGCAACUACACCAAGUAUUUCCUGGACAAUGGAGUUGGCAAGGUGUCCAUAUUUGAUGCAAGUGAGGGAAUGUUGAACUGCGCAAGGGUCAAGGUUGCCGACUACAUUGCUGGUGGGCGCGUGCCACAUUGCCAGCUAUUGCAGCUUCCUAACAGUAUACCAGGCAGCGCACAGUAUGAUGCUAUCUUUAUGAAUUACGUUUUGCACCACUUCGGUUGUCCAGAGGAUAACACUGCCACGGAGACGUUUCCAAAAGCCACAGCGGCCCUACGCAACGUCUACGAAGCUCUGAGAAAGGGGGGGUACUUCAUUAUGAGCACUUCUUUGCGACCACAGCGAGACCACUGUGUAUGGUACCAUGCUCUUAUAGAUGACUUAGACGACUUGUUCAAGGACCCAAUCAUGGACCUGGCAUUUGGUGGAGAAUACAACACAGUGGAGCGUGCAUUGACAGCAAUUGGGUUUUCAAGUAUGAAGGCAAUAGUUCCCCUUCAUGAAAUAGUGAUGAAACCAGAGCAUUAUUACAAUAUGGAUGCUGCAUUUGACCCAGAAUUUUUACUUUCGGAUUCCACAUUUACAUUGGUAAGACAGCGAGAUAAGGAGACUGGUGAUAAUGGUAUCAAGACGUUCCAUCAGAGGGUUCGUGCUUUAAAGGAGAGGAAUGAGGCAGAUGCAUUCAUGGAGAAGAGAGAGGUCUUGAGAAAAACGUAUGGUUGUGCAACUGUCAUUAUUGCCCAAAAACCUUAGGCCACAAAAGCAAGUCAAUUACGUUUCAAAAGAUAUACGUUCCACAAGUAUAUUUUGUGAGGUGGGCAAUUGGAAACAUUAUUAUAAAACCCUUGUGAGAUUGAAAGUAACACAUCUAGGUGGCUGCAAAUCUAUUAUAAUACAGCUAGGUCUGAAGUAAUUUUAACUAUGAAUACACUGUUAACAAUUCUUGAAUAACAAUCAGUGCAAAACAUUCAUUAGCUAAUAGAUUAAUUUGUAUGCCUUGUUACUGCAGGAAUACUCUGACCUUGGUGCUAUCACAAGUUAUGAAUGCGAUGGGGUAUAUGAUUACAUUGUUGUACUAAUGUGUAAUGAAUGGAAUUUUUUUCAACAUUAUAGAUUUACAUAGCUUAUUAUUUUAUUAUAUACACCACAUGACUUCUGUACAAAGAUUUCACCUAUGCAGGCAAUCUAGUUUGUAUCUACAUUAUAUACUACUAAACUUUACAAUGCCUCAUCAAUAAUGCAAAUAAUGUUGUAAGGUAAUACGUUUCUGCUUAUUUCAUAUUAUUGGUCUUUCAACAAAGUACCAUUGUUUGCUAUCAUAAAGCAAAGACAUUUCAAAGCACAGAUUAACAGUUUACUCCCUUGGUUUAUCCACAUUUUGGGACAACACUGCCUUUAUCCUUUUGUUAGAAAAUAAUUUAUACCACAGAAGACGAAGUAUAGUUUUUGUUACAAUGGUAUAAAUCUAAGAUAAUUAGAAUUCCUUGUAUAGAUGAUUUUUUCUGGUCAUAAUUCGGAGGUAACUAUUUACAUGCGUAACUGUCAAUAACAUUUUCUUGUAUGCAUUAUAUUAUCACUGCCAGUUUAGCAAACAGUUGCUAUAUUUAUUGAAAUGCAAAAACUGGUUCCCCUGAAAUCUAUCAGUGUAUCUAAUCAAAGUAGUCCUAUAUAUAAGCAUUUUGUGCAUAAAAUUAUUUCGUCAUCAGAUAGACUCAAGACAAAGGCUGCCUUGAGUUCAGACAUUUACAUCCCAUUUUGGCCCAGAGGAACAUUCACAUGGUGUCUCCAGGGUGACUUGGCCUCUCCGCAUAUACAGUAAACACCCGCAUAAAAGAACCAGUGAUUUUCUGUUUCAGGCUGAAGUGGUUCUUAUAUACUAGGUGCUUUAUUGGUCCAAUUUCAGCCUGGAGGUUCUUAAUCCACAGUUUCUUUUAUGCAGGUGUUUACUCUAUAUAUAUAUCUGUGUGUAGUUAGGGCAUGGAACAUAGCACAUAAAUUGGCCAAAAAUUCUUAUCAGUGUACCAAAAUAUAUUAAUGAAAGUUUGAUUAAUAAAUAGUUAUUUUCUGAAUGCUACUUUACUGAAAUUUUUGAGAAAAAAACGUUUUAUUUUGCUGUUGCGCAAGGUAUUAUCACAGAUAAGCCAGGUUUCACUAAUUUACACCCUAGUGAUGCUGUUGCUACACUGUCUUAGCAUGCUAAGUAAAUUUUGAAUAAAACGACAUGGCAGUUUGUUUAUAUUUUA
Messenger RNA from Priapulus caudatus, 2472 nucleotides. RefSeq lists its product as uncharacterized. Lineage: Eukaryota; Metazoa; Priapulida; Priapulimorpha; Priapulimorphida; Priapulidae. The record is from RefSeq and is a predicted model, not a curated record. The coding region runs from base 89 to 982 and encodes 297 amino acids. The transcript is spliced from 3 exons.